This is a messenger RNA of Malus domestica (apple), 856 nucleotides long. Its product is annotated as transcription initiation factor TFIID subunit 15-like. Gene Ontology annotation, molecular function: mRNA binding. NCBI's taxonomy places the organism in Eukaryota, Viridiplantae, Streptophyta, Magnoliopsida, Rosales, Rosaceae. Gene Ontology annotation, cellular component: cytoplasm. The record is from RefSeq and is a predicted model, not a curated record.
AUAAGCACACUCCCUGCAUGGCUCAUUACUUCACCAUUCCAUACUUUGCCUCCAAAAUAUCCGAUAGUGAAGAACAUUUCAUUUUUCUUAAGAUCAAAAGAUGAGCCGACCAGGAGACUGGAACUGCAGGUCAUGCCACCACCUCAACUUCCAGAGGCGUGACUCAUGCCAACGUUGUGGAGAUGCCAAGUCCGGCGUAGAUUUCGGGGGCUUCGGCGGAAGAGGAGGAGGAUCCUCGUUUGGGUUCAUGACUACCGGCUCAGAUGUUCGGCCUGGUGACUGGUACUGCGCUGCUGGCAACUGUGGAGCCCACAAUUUUGCAAGCCGUUCCAGCUGCUUCAAAUGUGGGGCUUUCAAGGAUGAUUCUGCCAUUAGCGGCGGUGGUGGCUUUGACUCUGACCUGCCACGCUCCCGGGGUUUCGGGUUAGGACUUGGCGGUGGUGGCGGAGGAGGCGGAGCAGGUGGUGGUCGACCUGGAUGGAAAUCUGGAGAUUGGAUUUGUACCAGGUUGGGGUGCAACGAGCACAACUUUGCUAGCAGAAUGGAAUGCUUUAGAUGCAAUGCCCCAAGAGACUCAUACUAGCCUAGCUACACAUGUCUUAUGCAAUUUUGGGCAUAUUUUCUAAUGAGCAAGAGAGAUGAUAUAUGAUUGUCAUUGUUUCUGAGUUUCUAGCUAGUUCUAGGGUUUUACAUAUAUGCCUAGCAUUCUGUUAUCUAGGGUUUCCCACAAAAUUAUAUCAAUGUAAUUUUGGUGCUUCUCUUUGAUUGCUGUCAUUUGUUUUAAAUGUUUAUUUAAACUCUUGUACUGUUCCUGGUUUCUGAAAUGAAUGAAUGAAUGAUAUGAUUCCUUGUUCUU